This is a messenger RNA of Lentinula edodes (shiitake mushroom), 1038 nucleotides long. RefSeq lists its product as uncharacterized. The record is from RefSeq and is a predicted model, not a curated record. NCBI's taxonomy places the organism in Eukaryota, Fungi, Basidiomycota, Agaricomycetes, Agaricales, Omphalotaceae. The transcript is spliced from 4 exons. Bases 134 to 904 code for a protein of 256 amino acids.
GGCACUGAGAGAGGAUUAGGAACUUCAGUAGCGGACUGGACUGCAAUCAUGCGCAGUUUACUGCGCCGUCCAACCUGCGUUUAACAAUCUGCUUAAAUUGGCUGCUCUACAGCUCUCGGUAUUACCACAUAUCAUGCUUAUUCCUGCGGAUGCGAAAAGUGAAGGUCCUCAUGCCUACAAGCCAUCUCCUCUCCCAGAGACUCACUCGGAAGCGGCGGCUUCUCCGCCGCCAUACGCUUCCUUAGACUCUUCUUCAUCUUAUCCUCGACCUUUCGUAAUACCAGAUUCUGCCAAGCCCUCCAACUUCGUGUCAUUAUCCAAAACGCACGAUUCAUGCAGAGGGACAUAUGUUAUUGAUCCAUCACUGAACAUUCCCAGCGAAUAUCUUCCACCUUUACCCGAUGGCGAAUCUGAAGAUACACGCAGUAAUUUCUAUGCUCGCUCGGUACAUGGCAAUGUCAGCGCGGACUUGUACCUUCUGGACAAGCCAAUUACCGAACCGAGACAGAAUAUAAUUUUAAAUACAUCGUCCACCCACGGCUCUGUUUCUACUUGUAUCCGGCGAGGCAACAAAAUCGUUCCUUUCAAAUUGAAAUCUUGCUCGAAGAAUGGAAACGUCGCUGUCCGAAUACCUCGUUCAUUCCAGGGCCCGGUCACUGGUACCACGAAGCACGGUCGCAUCUGGCUGUCCGAGGCUGUCUCUGCACAAACUGUAGUUUUCAGUGAAGUGCAGGGUGUAAAACGUCUCUUUAUUGGAGAUAUGAGCACGCGCGACGAUAAACUUGAUGAUGCAAUAAUCAUGGAAACUCAGCAUGGAAAUAUUAGGAUCUAUUAUGAAGACGAGGACUGUACGCCCCCCGUCAUAAAGACUGUUCAAAGUUUUUGGAGUAAAAUUAUUGGAUGAGCGGGAAUGCUUUAUCGUUGUAGUUUUAUCUUUUUCAUGUAUACCAUAUACCUUGUAUAUUUCUUCCAUUUACAGUAAGUUGUUCUAUUCCGCUGAAUUCAAGCCCGGCACUUAAAUCGGCGGCGCGCCCUAAA